Trichobilharzia regenti is the source of this 620-nucleotide messenger RNA. The record is from the annotation of a GenBank genome assembly. Lineage: Eukaryota; Metazoa; Platyhelminthes; Trematoda; Strigeidida; Schistosomatidae.
UAAUACUCGAACUAUCCUGGUUAGCUAACUUGGAGUGGUGGUAGUCGUGGACGGGGUGGUGGUGAUGACAGUUAGGAAAAUGAUGAGGGGUAAUAAAAAUAUCACUGCGUGGGUGUGCUUUCAUUUCUUUAGUUAUAGAGGGUAUAAGAAGAGAAAUUUGUUAUCCUUUUUGAUUUUACAAUUAAAAGUACUAUUGAACGAUAUGUUCAGAAUAAACAAAACCUUCACUCGCACAUUCAACGUAUUAUUUGUUUGUCUGGUAUGUUUAUUCAUCAGUACACUGACUAUGAGAAUAGACGAGGACUUUAUGGAUAUUUCAGACUGUACGCAGACAGAUUUGGGACUUUUGUGUCCAGGUGUAAGAGGAUUAUAUCGUCAUGGUUUCCUCUCUCGACCAAACAGAGCAGUAUAUUUCAGCCCAGACAGAAAUGUACAAAAGAAAAAUCGUAGAUUUGAUCAAGCAUUCUACUCUUACUAUGGAAAGUGAAUUUCAUUCAGCUGAAACAAAGAAGUGGACGCUUUGAUUUUAUUUUGACUUCUGACGAAAUUAUCAGUUAACCCAUAAAUUGUCAAAUAAAUGUAAUGCUUUUUAAAAUACAUUGAUUUUUUGUUAUCCUUCU